Molecule: messenger RNA, 1396 nt
Organism: Thlaspi arvense
Lineage: Eukaryota; Viridiplantae; Streptophyta; Magnoliopsida; Brassicales; Brassicaceae
Source: the annotation of a GenBank genome assembly
UUAGUAAACAAGAGCAGAGAAGAAUGGUUGGUGGUGGAGCUCCACAGAGAGGAAGUGCAGCUGCAGCGGCAAGCAUGCGUAGGAGAAAGCCAAGCGGCGGGGCUAGUGGAGGAGCCUCUGGUGGCGCAGCCGGAUCCAUGCUUCAGUUCUACACCGAUGACGCACCGGGUCUCAAGAUCUCCCCUAAUGUUGUCCUUGUCAUGAGCAUUGGUUUCAUUGCUUUUGUCGCUGUCCUUCAUGUCAUGGGCAAGCUCUACUUUGUCAAAGGUCGCAGUUUCGGAGAGAGAGCUUUUCUGAUGGCAACUUCGGGAGAAUCAUCUUCAGAGAUGGAAGACGCGCAAUCACCGGCGAUUCCACAAUCCUCACCGGAGAAGCCUCUGAUUUCUUCGAUUCCAAGUGCUAAGAUCGCAACGACGACGGUGGAAAAUGCAGCUUCCUGGAUCGAUGAUGCCCUGCGCCAGGCGCUUGUGUACCAGAACACGAUCUUGGAGACGCUGGAUUCUACCAUCGACGCCUCCAAAUCUCGAUUGUCUCAAAUUAGAGACACUUCCUUGGCUCACACGAGCCAAACCAUCGAUUCUCUCAAAGACAUUGCUUCUGAGUAUAACGUUUACGAGCAUAUGGUGUUUGGGAAGAUUAAAGACGGUGUGAACGUUGCUGCAUCUCAUCCGCUAAUAUCAGGCACUUUAGCUUUUGGGGUUGGGAUUUUUGCUCUGAAGAAGACGAGAAGAUUUGUAUAUCACAAUACUUUACGCAUGUUCUUAAGCGAAGAGGCUUUGCUUUCUAGAGCAGAUCUUAAAGUAAAAGAGUUACGACAAUCAAUGGACCGUCUUAUAGCCGAAAGCCAAAAGUUAGAGAGAGUUGCAACUGUGGCAGAAGAUGAGUUGAUUAGAGGACGGAUGAAACUCAGACAAGCCGGCAAACAGAUUCAAGGUGUGGUCCGCUCAGCUUAUAAGAUUGAAAAGCAAGCAGCAGGUUUAAAAGAUGUACUUAAAGAAUUGCCCACGAGAGAAGCUUCACGAUUCCGUUCUCAAAUAUCAAACCGUGCUUCUGAAGUAAAGCAAGAGCGAAACGCUUUGUCAAAGGAAGUGAACAAGAUCAGCAACUAUGGUAUCUCCGUCUGAGGAAUCACCAAACUCCAUUUUCUAGUUACAAAAUUUGAUUUACUCUUGGAGGAAAAUUACAGAGACAAUAAUAAUGUCUAAAACAUGCUUAAAACUCUUUUUUUUUUUGCUUGGCGUCAAAUGCCAAAGAUGUAAUCUCUUGUUGUCUUGUGUUUAAAUCAGCUGUUUGGUUCGAAUUUUUAUUUUGCUUUUUGAGGAAAAAUAGUUAUUAGAUUGGAACCAAAUCCAAUAUGAUAAGUUUUGUUAGGGCUUCAAAUUGGGUUUUUGCGUAG